AUGGAUGACGAUUUCGUAAGGGACGCACGAAAGGGGAAGGCAAAGCUUGAAGAAGAAGAUCCAGAUCCAAAGCCAAAUCCAUACGCUAUGCUGCCUGAACCAAUAACAAAAAGCUAUAGCAAUUUGGGUGAAGAUGUCAUCUAUCUGAAACAUUUUGGUCCACCAAGAAACUAUGCAGAAAUUGCAGUCGAUACUCCAGAAGCAGUGAAGAAGAUACAAUUUAGAUUUCGUGAGAAAGAAUUUAACAGGAUUCUUGGGAAACGUGAUGCAAGGAUAAUCAACAUUCAAAGUGUCUCAGGAGCCACAAUUGGGCUUCUUUCUGAUACUUCAUCCAAGAUUCGUCGCCAGUUAUAUCUAGAACUUCUGGGUACUGCUGAUCAAAUCAAGACUGCUGAACUCCUCAUUACAGAUGUAAUUACAGAGGGUUAUGAAAAGCCAUUUUUCCCAAGAGCUUUAAUGCCAGCAAAUAUCUAUCAUUAUCGAAGACCCAUUUUUGUAACCCAAGUUGUCGCUUUCUUGGGCUUCAAUAACAGCAAUGUUUUGAAAAUGGAAUCAGAAUCCAAUACUUGGAUAGAGGUGGAUACAUAUCCUCCUGAAGGGUUACUCAUGAUGAGAAUGGUCAACAUGUAUGGUCAACGGCUAGAUGUUGCUAAUGCGAUCAUGAUGAUUAAUGAUUGGGUUGAAGAGUAUGAAUCUGGGAAGAUGAAGGAAGAUGAAAAACAGAAAGAUGAUUCUGGAAUUAAAGAAGGUGGUGAUGAAUUAGGAAAUGAAGCAGAAGGUUAA
Molecule: messenger RNA, 783 nt
Organism: Lactuca virosa
Lineage: Eukaryota; Viridiplantae; Streptophyta; Magnoliopsida; Asterales; Asteraceae
Source: the annotation of a GenBank genome assembly